Racocetra persica is the source of this 1164-nucleotide messenger RNA. The record is from the annotation of a GenBank genome assembly. Lineage: Eukaryota; Fungi; Glomeromycota; Glomeromycetes; Diversisporales; Gigasporaceae.
GUGUAUUUUAUAUUAUCUCUGUGGAAUUACAUACAAAGUUCAGAAGAAUAUACUAACAUUAAGAAAAUGUCAAACCUUAUUUCGACAGGUCAACAAUCAAUAAUGGACGAAGUAGAAAUUCCUCAGUUUUGUGGCAUAUGCAAGCGCGAGGCUUCGAAAUAUACGUGUCCGCGGUGUAAUCUCAAAUAUUGCUCACUGAAUUGUUAUAAACAUGAGACUCACUCCGAAUGCACAGAAACAUUUUACAAAGAUAAGAUUAUGGAUGAGAUCAAAAGUCAACGCGUCAAUGAAGAUGAUAAAAAAAAAAUGAUUGACAUGUUACGAAGGUUUGAGCAAGAAGAUUAUGAUGAUAUUACUGAUCGGUUUAAUGGAUUGGAUAUUGAUUCUGCCGAUAUUGAAACAAUCUGGGACAAACUGACGCCGCAGGAACGUGCGGAAUUUCAACAAAAAUUUAUUGAUGGCAAACCUGAAAACUUUCUGGAACUUAUUGACGAGUUACCAUUAUGGAAACCAUGGUGGGAACAUAGUGGUAGUGACAAGAUAGUAGAAAUUUUACCUCAAGACAGAGAUGAAACUCAAUUAUCAGAAUAUUCUCAAAAAAAGUUUAAUGAUAAUUUAUCGCAGAGACCACAGAUACUAUCCGAUAUAAAAAGAAUUGAGAGUGUAGAUGAAGCUAUCAUGGCUAGCACCAUCAUAACCAUUCAAAAUCCGAAAUACACGCAACCUUCAGGAUUUCAGUCCUUAGUCUUAGGUGAUAUUGUUUGUUUACUUACAUCUAUGGACAUUGUGCUUGCUGCACUCUCAGAUCUCUAUCGACUCUUUCAGUCGCAGCAGGCUAUUUCACAAACAUCCAUAGCUACAGCUUCAAGUAAUCACUUACAAAAGAAUCUUUUGAAAUCAAAAGAUAAAUAUAAAAAAAAAGUUUUCUUGACGGGAAAGAAAUUUUAUUUUUAUAUGGCAUAUGUAAACUCAUUGCCCCAACAAGGCACGGCCGUCUUAGAAAUUUUGAGACAUGAAGUUGAAGCAGAACGAGAAAAGUGUAUUAGAGAAGGACAAGAAUAUAAAAGAGAUAAGGAAACAAUAGAGCAAAUAUUUGGGAAUAAACAACAUGGCAAAGGUGAAAGUAAGAUUGACGGAAAAGGUAGACUCAUUACUGAGAUUUGA